Penicillium malachiteum is the source of this 1482-nucleotide messenger RNA. Its product is annotated as ribose phosphate diphosphokinase subunit PRS1. Bases 1 to 1482 code for a protein of 493 amino acids. Gene Ontology annotation, molecular function: magnesium ion binding; ribose phosphate diphosphokinase activity. Gene Ontology annotation, biological process: purine nucleotide biosynthetic process; 5-phosphoribose 1-diphosphate biosynthetic process; ribonucleoside monophosphate biosynthetic process. The transcript has 4 exons. The record is from RefSeq and is a predicted model, not a curated record. Lineage: Eukaryota; Fungi; Ascomycota; Eurotiomycetes; Eurotiales; Aspergillaceae. Gene Ontology annotation, cellular component: ribose phosphate diphosphokinase complex; cytoplasm.
AUGCGGGGUGUGCAAAUAUUUUCGGGUAACUCCCAUCCUGUUCUCGCAGAGACCAUCUGCGAACGGUUGGGCACUUCGCCCGCCAAAGCAGACCUCGGUAAAUUCGCCAACGGUGAAACGAGUGUCAACAUCGGAGUCUCCGUACGGAACCAGGAUGUCUACAUUAUUCAGAGUGGUAGCAGCAAGAUCAAUGACAGCGUAAUGGAGCUUCUGAUCAUGAUCUCUGCUUGCAAGGGUGGUUCGGCCAAGUCUAUUACUGAGGAUGCUGACGCGCAGACGAGGUACUUUCCCUACUCGCGCCAAUCCAAGAAGAAGAGCCACCGUGGCGCCAUCACGGCCCGUAUGCUUGCCAACCUACUUUCCAUCGCCGGUGUUGACCACGUCAUCACAAUGGACCUACAUGCAUCUCAGAUGCAAGGCUUCUUCGGAAAACCCGUCGAUAACCUCUUCGCCGAACCGUUUAUUGCCCGCUGGAUCCGGAUGAACGUCGCUGGCUGGAGGGACGGAGUUGUCGUUAGUAAGAAUGCUGGUGGUACUAAACGGGUUACAUCGUUGGCCGAUACCCUGAAAUUGAACUUUGGUAUUGUUACUACAGACCGCCGACGUCCGAAGGUUCCGGUGACCAUGUCCGACAGCACCGUCUUCUUUGACGCUAUGGACGAGGAUCACCGACCCAGAGACCAACAGCCCUUUGAACUUCACUUACACAGUGCAAAUGCCACGCCGCCCAUUCCCGAGGAGCCUGAAAAUCUUAGCCCUGCCGGUUCUCUGCUGCGCCCUGAAACCCCCUCUGGUGCCCGUCGGCCAUCUGAGCUGGAGGCUGCUCAUGAGUACACCGAUGUGCGGGUGCAAGAUGUGGUGACCGGUCGUUUGGUGCAAGGCCAGCUGGUUGACGAUGACUACCUCCCUGGUUCUGAGUCACAGUCUGGCGGUACUACCCCAGGAGCUGGUGCUGGUAGCGAUGCCGUUGAAAACACGGAAGUCGUCCCAGAGACCAUGAUUAACUCCAUGAUCUCUACUAACUCCUCUCUGCCCCCAGACCAUGCUUUGGGAGGCUCCUUUGAUGCAGUUGAGUCUGACGACGACGAAGCUAGCGUCGCUGGUGGCUUUGGCUUCGACCACGAAAAGACCAUCACUCUGGUUGGUGAGGUGCGCGAUCGACCUGUGUUCAUUGUGGAUGACAUGAUUGACAAGAGUGGAUCCUGGAUCGCCGCUGCUGAGACUGUUGUCAAACGCGGUGGUGCUCGCAAGGUGUAUUGCAUUGCCACUCACGGUCUGUUCGGGGCCGAUUCUCUCGACCAGCUGGAAGAAUGUCCCUCCAUUGAUCACAUUGUCGUGACAAACACUUUCCCAAUUUCGCCGUCGAUGCUGAAGCGGUCAAAGAAGUUGAUUGUCAUUGACGUUUCGACUCUCCUUGCUGAAAGCAUUCGGCGGCAUCACUACGGUGAAAGCGUCUCGGCUCUCUUCCACCUUCAUGAUUGA